GAUUACCUUAUUAUUCAUUCCUACCUUACUUUCACUUCACUUCUUCUUUCUCUCUCUCUCUCUCCCGCUCUCUCUCCCUCUCUCUCCUACGCACUCAUCCCGUACACACAUAUAUAUAUAUAUACAUACCUAUUAUUCCCUCCCAUUCUCGUGGACGGCAAGUAGCAACAUGAUCUGGUAGAAAGAAAAAUCUCUCACUCUCUCUCUCGGGUCCAGUGGCGGCACAGCGUCGAUGGUGGGACUCAUGUCAGCCACGCAAGUGCCGGAAGCCAAUUGUGCAAUAUGCGGCGCUCCUCCGUUCCCCGAGUGUCCACAUGAGGGAGAAAGGCUGGAAUUGGCUCUGAAUCAAGCCUGGGACAGGUGGAUUUGGACCGAGACGAUCCGGUGUGUGUAUCUGUACCUGUAUCCGUCUGUCUUGUCUCGUGUGUUGUAUGUGUGUGUGUGUGUUAACACAAACAUGUUAUUUUUCCUUGCAAUUGCUUUUUUCCAGAAAAUGGGUCCUCGAUCACGCCCGCAACCAAAUCAUCACCACCUUUAACGAAAUGCGAGCAAUGCGCAUCGAAGCUCAUCGGAAUUACCUCCAAACGCUCCCCUUCUACACCCUCUACCAUCGCUACAACGGCGCCCCACCGCUCGGAGCCGCACAACUACAACUCAUCCACUCACAAAUUUCCUCGGCCAACCACACACUGCAACAAGGCGUGGAUCAAGACUGGCGCACGUCGUGCAUGCAAUAUCCACAAGUUCUCGAUUAUUACUUCAAUUUGGUCUCGGUGCGUUUGCCACGAGAAGACGAUACCGUUAUUACGGAGCCGGUGUUUGGCGUUCCCAAGGACCCCCCACGAAGAGUCAAGGAGAAGGAGAGAAGGGGUGCUGCUGCUGCUGCGGAAAGUGCAGAGUAUGGUAGAGAGACACGAACGCCGCCGCCACCGCCACCACCGCCGCCACGGACGCCGACGAGGGAGCAGCAGCAUCAUCAUCGGAAGAAGGAGAGUCGACGAAAUCGAACGGGAAGGACACCGCCGCCUGCUCCGAUGCCGUAUCAUCGAUAGAUGAGAGAAGAAGAGAAGAGAAAUGAGAAAUGAGAGAAACACAAAGUGGUGAGAGAAACA
Messenger RNA from Sphaerulina musiva SO2202, 1112 nucleotides. RefSeq lists its product as uncharacterized. The transcript has 2 exons. Lineage: Eukaryota; Fungi; Ascomycota; Dothideomycetes; Mycosphaerellales; Mycosphaerellaceae. The coding region runs from base 432 to 1052 and encodes 206 amino acids. The record is from RefSeq and is a predicted model, not a curated record.